UCGAAAGCAGUCUCACCGAGUUAACCGAAUAAUUGAUUGCUCGAAAAAAACGAGUUUCCAAUUUCUUCUAACGCAAGAACGAAACAAAUUUUUUUUCCUCAUUAAAGAUUAUUUUAUUUUAAGAACUUACAUAUACAACAGCAGAACAAACAAAUCAUUUGAAGUUGAAAUUUUUAAAUUUGUUCUCUAUCAAAAUGACCUGGCGACCGAAGAAUUUUCGAGACACUUUUCUUCCCAUUUCAACGUUGAUGGCGAUUUUCGGAUGUGGCGUUUUUGAAUUUCCCCUCGGACGACGACGAAUCGCAUUCAGUGUCGUUUAUGCGAUGGUUGUUACAUUUAUUUAUUGGGUGCUAUAUGCUUUGAAUCUUAAAUAUUCCUUCGAAAGUGACUGGUUCAACGCAGAAGAUAAAAUUGUAUAUUUCAUAACUUAUGUCAAUUUUAUGAUAAUGCUAGUCACGCAAGUACUUCGAUGCGUAUAUCAUAAAAAAUUCGAGCGAUCGAUGUUCAGAAUAAUAAAAGUGGACAACACGCUUCGCGAACUUGGGACCACGUUCGAUUAUACACAUUGUUUGAAACUGAGCAUAUUACUGGAUGUUGUCUGGGUCGUUUUGAUUUUCAUUCAAAAUGGUAUCGACACAUUAUGGUUCAUCCACAAAGUACCUCUAAGAGCGAUUAUAAUCAUCGUAUCGAUUCUUCAUCAUCCAAUAUACGUCAACAUCAUGGUUUCUCUAAAUUAUUGUCUGUUAAUGGGUCAGGUAGGAACGAGAUUCCGUAAAACGAAUGAGUUACUCGAGAAUACUUUUAAGUUCAAUGAGGCUUUAUCGGUCGUCGAUUUCCAUGGAGGCUUGCCAAAAAACAAAAUAACCGUAGCUGCGUCGACGGCUUCGUUGGAUAGAAAUAUAAAAACAGAAAAUGAAGUAACGAGCUUGAUGCAGUCUCUCAAGCACGUACAUCUCGAACUGACUCUCAUAGCGAAGGAAUUCAAUCACAUUCACAGCAUUAUUAUUCUAUUGGAAAUGGCAGCUUUCUUCGUUAUGUUUACAGGAUUAUUUUUCAUCCUCUACAUUAUGAUUAUGCGACCAACCCUCGAGAGAAAAAGUUUGCAAAUAUUUGUUCUAGUUACUAUAAUCGUUGUGUGCACUCCGUUAGUGAUUUUCAUCAACCACACGGCAGAGAGUGUAGCUGCGGAAGCGAAGAGAACGGGGACCAUCAUACAUAGCGUUUACAACGGCAACGAAGACUCCGAAUUUCGCGACGAGCUUAAACAAUUCACUCUUCAAUUACUGACUAACCCUCUGGAAUUUUCUCCACUCGGCUUUUUUACCCUCGGCUACGAUUUCCUUCGAGGAUAUUUCGGAACGGUCGUGACCUACUUGGUGAUAUUCAUUCAAUUAGGCAGCGACCCGAAAAUCAUUCGUCAAUAAUAACCGAUGACACGAAAUUAUUUUGAAUUCGGUCUUAUAGGAAUUGAAUUUCGUUAAUGAGAUUAUCACACAACUUUACUCGACGUUGGAAUCGAAUAAAUGAAAAACCAUCCAUUUUCAAAGAA
Molecule: messenger RNA, 1549 nt
Organism: Venturia canescens
Lineage: Eukaryota; Metazoa; Arthropoda; Insecta; Hymenoptera; Ichneumonidae
Product: putative gustatory receptor 28b
Exons: 6
Coding region: 195-1424 (409 amino acids)
Biological process (GO): male courtship behavior; chemosensory behavior; sensory perception of taste
Cellular component (GO): axon; dendrite; neuronal cell body
Source: RefSeq, a predicted model, not a curated record